Molecule: messenger RNA, 1995 nt
Organism: Diachasmimorpha longicaudata
Lineage: Eukaryota; Metazoa; Arthropoda; Insecta; Hymenoptera; Braconidae
Product: protein ABHD18
Exons: 9
Coding region: 245-1663 (472 amino acids)
Source: RefSeq, a predicted model, not a curated record
AUCAGUGUCCCCGGGACCACUCACUACGUCAAAAGCCCCUCCACCUAUUUUCCAACGUCCUACACAUAACAAAUCAAUGAUCUCCAUGUCGAUCCGUCGAGUGUUCGAUUUUUUUGUUUGAGUGAUUUGAAGAUGUGAAUUAGUUCGAGAUUUCGGGUCAAAAUUUUAACGGCUAAUGACAAAAAUUGUCCAGUGAUUUUUUUAUUGCAAAAGUGGGACACAGAAUUGUUACUACUGUUGCACAAUGCCACCCAGUCGACUUGACGCUGUUUACAGGAGAAUUUUGUUGACAAAAUUUUUUACCAAAGGCUGGGGCAACCCUGAGAGUCUUCGGAGAAUAUUCGAAUUUAGAAAGGUCGUUGCAAAUCGUGAAGCAUGUUAUAAUCUUAUCCCUCGUGACUAUCCAAUAACCAUAACAAAGGAUGAAGAGUGGUCGGAUUGUCACAUAAUUGAAGGCUGUUUUGAGUCUCCAUUCGAGCAUCAUUUGCCCAACAUAAUGCCUGAGGAGACCAAGGAUUGUCAUUUUCAGCUGAUCCUGCCACACAAGUGGUCCUCCCACAAGACAAAACCUGUUUGCUUGCAUUUAGCAGGCACUGGAGAUCACUAUUUUUGGAGACGGAGAAAUUUAAUUGCAAAACCCCUUCUGAAAGAGUGGGGCAUCGGCUCGCUGCUGAUUGAAAAUCCGUUUUAUGGGGUGAGGAAACCUGAAAACCAAGUUCGUUCUAGCUUGCACAAUGUCUCGGAUAUUUUUAUCAUGGGCGGUUGUUUAAUGAUGGAGUGCAUUGUGUUGCUCAAUUGGUGUGAACAUCAGGGCUUUGGACCGAUGGGACUCACCGGCCUCUCGAUGGGUGGACAUAUGGCUUCGUUAGCAGCAACCAACUGGCCAAAACCAAUUCCAUUAAUUCCCUGUCUCUCCUGGUCAACUGCCUCGCCUGUUUUCACUAAGGGCGUCAUGGCCGAGUCUAUAAACUGGUCUUUGCUUCAAUCGCAAUAUUUUUCAGAUACGAUGUAUCAGAAUGAUCUCGCCAAAAUGGUCAAAAUUGUCGAUCAAGAUGAUGCAUUCUUGGCAGGACAGCAUUUCGCCCAACACUUUCCCGCAAGUAUAACCAGAAUAAGAGAACUAAAGAAUGAAAACGUGGAAGCGAAGGGAGCCAAGAAUAAUGGAAAAGAUAUAAUAAAUCGCAAUGAUUUUGAGGUAACGGAGCAAUCGGAUGCUGCGGAGAAGGCCGCUGCCAAGAUGUUCCCCCUGAAUCUUAUUUCAAGUCGCUUUGAACCCAGCGAUCCGCAGUCUUUGAAAGAAAAUCCGUUCAAUGACAUUACAGACGUAUGCCUGCUACCAGCAGAUAAAGAGGGUCAGGCCAACUCGACAGGGCGCGAACACGAGGCCCUUCAAUUUAUGCGUGGCAUUAUGGACGAAUGCACGCACCUCCGGAACUUCGAAGUUCCAGUCGACACGAAUAUGAUAAUUGCUGUUUGCGCCAAGGACGACGCCUACGUUCCACGUGACAAUUGCAUGAGCCUGGAGAAAAUCUGGCCAGGGGCAGAGAUAAGAUACAUCGAUGCCGGCCACGUCAGUGCCUAUUUGCUGCACCAAAAGGUCUUCAGAUCGACAAUAGCCGAAGCAUUCGAUCGUUACACAAGGAAAUAUUCAGUUACCAGUUGACGUCAAUUCUUAUCACCCAAUAGUGUUAAUUUAAUAAUGAAAUUCAACGAUUCUGCAUCACACCACAAUUAAGCAUGCUUGGCGAUGAGCUGAAGGAUUGCACGCUCAAAACAUUCUCUGAAGGUCGAUUAACCCAGGGAUAAAUCAAUAAUAUGAAAAAUAAUUUUGAAAGUGUAAAAAUCAAAUUGAAAAAAAUACGAAUCAUGUACAGAGAUGAAUAUUAUAGAGAUUUUAUGGAGAAAACAGCAAUUUUUGUAACAGUUUUAAUUGUUUUUGAUGAAUCUUAAUGUAUAAAGAAAUAAUAAAAUCACGAUAUUGUUGGAUUCAGGAAA